UAUCAUUGCCAUUUCGAAUCUCAGCUCGGUUCCGACACACCGGAUAACCAUUGCUCGACACCAAUCAUCUGAAGUUUCUGCCCGCUUCAGCAGACAAAAUGCGAGUACGACAACAACUUCAUCACACGCUCACUCUUCAUGUACUGGUCAUGUAGUUGCCUACCUAGGUAUCACCAAUAAAGUCUCCCAACCAUGCCCUUGCCACGUGCAGUAGAUCUCGUUUACCAAUCAUAUCGAUGGUUAUAUCUACUUUCAGGACGAUGCAGAUUGACACGACAGGGCCACUUACUGAAAAUCACCCGCAAUGGCCGAUCCUUUCGUAAUCUGAGACUUGAACCCCUGGUUCAUCCAAUCUCCAAUCCGCUGUCUCCGGCAUCGUCAUUCCGGCCGUGUGUAUCUAUCACACCGUCACAUUCAACUCUGGGCUUGAAAGGACCGGUAUCAUCUUGGGGGCAGUAGCGAGAGAUCAGCUCUUUUAAUCGAUAGCGUGCGAUAAAACGCUUCUUAACAUCUUCUCUGUCAUUUUCUAAUAUCGCGUAAUUGUCUUACUGGGGGGGGUUGUAACAUCAAUUAAUAUAAUCAGCAAGUUGCUCGUAGACACAGUCCAAUUUUUCGUCGUCCGCGUCAGCGGACGGGAUCACUUCAUCUUGAUCAGUCUCGGGUGGCUGCUUCAAAAGGGUCACGGGUGGAAUGCCUUCAACAAAAUCCAUGAUUAUGAGUGGACCUAGAUGCUGAGGACUGCCUUGUAUCGUACCCCAGCUCAGUAUCCUCUCCUCGCCCAGGGAUUCCAAGAAAUGGACUUCAUUCUUGCCCUUUCCCUCGCGGAAAUCUGUGGCUGACCUGGCUUCGGGAAGCGGAUCACAUCUUU
Molecule: messenger RNA, 868 nt
Organism: Periconia digitata
Lineage: Eukaryota; Fungi; Ascomycota; Dothideomycetes; Pleosporales; Periconiaceae
Source: the annotation of a GenBank genome assembly